AGAGCUGUGCUGUGCUUGAAUGGUCACUGUCACUAUGACAGUUGCGGCACUUCAGUGAAAAAUAUGAACGUCAGUUAAGAACACCUUAAUACUCAUACUGAAAUCAAUAAACACCCCUACAAGAACAGAAUGGAAAAAUUUACUGGGUCAAGUUUUUAGGUAAUAAAUAUAUAUAUUUACAAUGUCUCAAAAGAGUGAUAAAGAGAGGAUGUUGCCAAGAUGGUACUUUGGGGGAUUGGCUUCUGCAGGAGCAGCCUGUUGUACUCAUCCGUUGGAUUUAAUUAAAGUGCAUCUCCAGACACAGCAAGAAGGAAAGUCAUCGAUAAUUAAUUUAACGAAGAAUAUUAUAAAGAAAGAAGGUGUUCUAGCUUUAUACACUGGCAUAUCGGCAUCACUAUGCCGUCAACUCACCUAUUCAACAACAAGAUUCGGCAUCUACGAAGUAGCGAAACAAAAUCUACACAGCGACUCGUUUAUGUCCAAAGUUGCGAUAGCAGCCAUUGCUGGAGCGGCAGGGGGUUUCGUAGGAACUCCUGCAGAUAUGGUAAAUGUCAGGAUGCAGAAUGAUAUUAAGUUACCUCCAGAGAAACGAAGGAAUUAUAAACAUGCAAUAGACGGCCUAAUACGAGUUUAUCAAGAAGAAGGGGUUAGAAGGUUAUUCUCCGGAGCCAGCACUGCAACUUCUAGGGCCAUUUUCAUGACCAUCGGGCAACUGUCAUUUUACGACCAAGUGAAACUGUUACUACUCUGCUCAGGAAUAUUCAGCGACAAUAUGAUCACCCACUUUUUAUCAAGUCUGACAGCGGGUGCCAUUGCCACAUCUCUUACUCAACCUCUCGAUGUUUUAAAGACUAGGUCGAUGAAUGCUAGACCUGGGGAAUUUAAAAAUCUAUGGGGUAUAGUGAUUUACACUGCCAAACUGGGUCCUCUGGGCUUUUUCAAGGGCUACAUACCAGCAUUUGUGCGAUUAGCGCCACAAACUAUCUUAACUUUCCUUUUCUUGGAACAGUUACGUUUCAACUUUGGGUAUUUACCACCCGUACUGAGAAAUUAGAGCAAUUAUUUUUAUUUUUUUAUUUUUCAUUCCUUUUUAUUGAUUUGUUACUAUUGGUUUUAGAUAAUUUUACUAUUUUGUUGUUGUAAACAAAUGUGUCGUGUACUGUUAAAAGUUAUUUAUUUUUUUAAAGUGGAUAGGUCAAAGGGAAGCAUAUAUUUUUACAUAAUGUUUUAUUAUAGAUAGUAUUUUAUUUUUACUUUUUGCAUCUAUUUGCAUUUUGUUACGUUACACAAUAUAUUGAGCAAUAUUUAUUUUCGGAUAUAAGUUAUACUCUACGCAUUUAAAGAAAUUGUGUAUUGUUACAUUUGUUUUGCUUAUCAAGGCUCUAUAAUGCUCAGUGGAAUAUUUUUAGUAUUAAGUGACAAAUAUAUGUUAUACAACGAU
Messenger RNA from Anoplophora glabripennis (Asian longhorned beetle), 1441 nucleotides. RefSeq names its product mitochondrial dicarboxylate carrier (gene Dic1). The record is from RefSeq and is a predicted model, not a curated record. Bases 182 to 1054 code for a protein of 290 amino acids. The transcript has 5 exons. Gene Ontology annotation, biological process: phosphate ion transmembrane transport; malate transmembrane transport; oxaloacetate transport. Lineage: Eukaryota; Metazoa; Arthropoda; Insecta; Coleoptera; Cerambycidae. Gene Ontology annotation, molecular function: malate transmembrane transporter activity; antiporter activity; thiosulfate transmembrane transporter activity.